CAGGCCUCAGCAGAGCAUUAGAUUCAGAAGAAAUGGCCCUGGUACCUUAUGAAGAGAGCUCGGGCAUAGAGCUCCAGAAACUCUAUAACCCUCUUGCCACCUUCGCUUUUGCAAACCACACUAUCCAGAUCCGUCAGGACUGGAGGCAACUGGGAGUCGCAGCGGUGGUUUGGGAUGCGGCCCUCGUUCUUUCCACGUAUCUGGAGAUGGGUGCUGUGACCCUCAGGGGCUGCUCUGCUGUGGAGCUGGGUGCUGGCACAGGGCUGGUGGGCAUCGUGGCCGCCCUGCUGGGUGCUCAUGUGACUAUCACAGAUCGAAAAGUGGCAUUAGAAUUUCUUAAGUCAAAUGUUGAAGCCAACUUACCUCCCCAUAUCCAACCCAAGGUUGUUGUGAAGGAGCUAACUUGGGGACAAAAUUUGGAAAGUUACUCACCUGGAGAAUUUGAUCUCAUACUUGGAGCUGAUGUCAUAUACUUAGAAGACACCUUCAUGGACCUUCUUCGAACACUGGGACAUCUCUGUAGCAACCACUCCGUGAUUCUUUUAGCUUGCCGAAUUCGAUAUGAACGGGAUAGUGACUUCUUGGCAAUGCUGGAGAGGCAGUUUACUGUGAGUAGGGUUCACUAUGAUCCUGAGAAGGAUGUGCACAUUUACAGAGCGCAGAGGAGAGCGCAGAGGGAGGACUUGUAGUGGCUUUAUGUUCUAAUUGAAUGUGUCAGUCAAGGUCUUACAGCUACAGCUCUGACCAUGCUAAUGACGUGGCAGACAGCAAACCUGUCUGACCAGAGCUGCGCAAGGGCAAAGCAUAUGUGUACUUUGCAGACAAAUUCAUGCUUGUCAGUUAUGAUUCA
Acomys russatus (golden spiny mouse) is the source of this 850-nucleotide messenger RNA. It is a transcript of the gene Mettl21a, whose product is annotated as methyltransferase 21A, HSPA lysine. Gene Ontology annotation, molecular function: protein-lysine N-methyltransferase activity. Gene Ontology annotation, cellular component: cytoplasm; cytosol. The transcript has 3 exons. Gene Ontology annotation, biological process: peptidyl-lysine methylation. NCBI's taxonomy places the organism in Eukaryota, Metazoa, Chordata, Mammalia, Rodentia, Muridae. The coding region runs from base 33 to 689 and encodes 218 amino acids. The record is from RefSeq and is a predicted model, not a curated record.